AUGUUCAAGUUUGCUACUACACGGUUGCACAGUUCCUACACCCUGUUCAAACUGCUUUUGUCCAUCAAGGCUACGCCGGCCCAGGCUGAUCAAGCUUCCACAGCCGCCAAAGACAAACCCUCUACAGCAACGGCAACUGAUGACGACUCCUCCAAGGAGGAGGACAACGAACCCCAGGAGGGAGCGGGUUCUCAAUCAUCCGGAGCAUUUAAGAAGGUGACAAAGAAGAAGGUGAAGAAGAAGAAGAAGUCGCCCCUGUCCCAUAUCCUAGAGAAUCAUUUUCUCAAAGAUCUGUCCCCGGCACAACGCAAACUGGCUGAAGCCACGGACCGCAAACUGCAGAACGAUAUUGAUUGCCAUAAAGCAGGUCCACUCUUCUUGAUGAUCCUUCCAGGAGAAAUGGAAGGCUCUUACAUCUUUGUAUGUCACAAGAAAUACGGUCAGUUGGCUCGAAACGUGUUGAAAGGGAUAGUUCCGUUCUUGAUUCAUCACCUGUGCAAACUUACCGAUACGCAAGCUGAUCGAGUCUUGGGUAAAUGGAUUACCAAAUCAGAAAUCCAGGCGACGCGUUUCAAGACUAAAGCGUAUGCUGCUAUUGAUAGCACCGAUACUACUGCUAGAGACAAGUUCAAGGAUGAUAUCUUUGAAGCAGUUCUUGCAACAGGAUUCCUGUGCAACUGUGAUCGAACGAGAACAGCUCCUCUGAUGCUGGAUCUUCGGACGAACUACUGCAGGGAAGUGGAUUAUUAUCCAAAGACGGUCAGCAAAGCACAAGAUAUGUUAAAGAUCCACAUGGAUGUGAUCAAGAAUCUGGGAGUGAACCUAUACCAAGGAAAAGACCAGCCAAAUAAAGGUGAAGGUAAAGGAAAGGGUAAACCGAAGGACGAUAAGAAAAAGGCGGCAUGUUAUGUAUGUGGCAAAGAGGACCAUAUGUCUCCAAAAUGCCCAGACAGAUUGCUACCAGAGAGUCAAUGGAAGCAUCCAAAACACUAUGUUGAUUACGGGAAGAAGCUCAAUCUUAAUCAGAUUGGAGCAACUGUCCCAACUACAGCUACAGUUCCUGGACCUUCUCCAGCGACAAGUGUGAUCACGGGUGGAAUAUUGAGUGUUGCGGGAAGUGUUAACACACCUUUGCGACUUGCUGGUACUCCAGGUACUCAAAUGAUCCAAGUUCCUACAGGUAUUCAAAUGAUGCAAGUUCCUUCGGGAAUGCAGCUCAUGCAGAUUCCAACUCAAGGUGGCGGCACUGUUACUGUCCCUUAUUCAAUGAAUGCUAACGGUGAGAUUGCGUUCAGUGGAAUGCAACUCAGC
Molecule: messenger RNA, 1311 nt
Organism: Cylindrotheca closterium
Lineage: Eukaryota; Bacillariophyta; Bacillariophyceae; Bacillariales; Bacillariaceae
Source: the annotation of a GenBank genome assembly